This is a messenger RNA of Branchiostoma floridae (Florida lancelet), 2275 nucleotides long. Its product is annotated as cytochrome P450 2C15-like. Gene Ontology annotation, molecular function: heme binding; oxidoreductase activity, acting on paired donors, with incorporation or reduction of molecular oxygen, reduced flavin or flavoprotein as one donor, and incorporation of one atom of oxygen; iron ion binding. Gene Ontology annotation, cellular component: intracellular membrane-bounded organelle; cytoplasm. The coding region runs from base 80 to 1630 and encodes 516 amino acids. Gene Ontology annotation, biological process: xenobiotic metabolic process. The record is from RefSeq and is a predicted model, not a curated record. NCBI's taxonomy places the organism in Eukaryota, Metazoa, Chordata, Leptocardii, Amphioxiformes, Branchiostomatidae. The transcript has 7 exons.
ACGUUCACUAUAUCAUACCCCCGGAACAAAUAGUUCAUUCCAAACGCGUUUGACCUCCGUGCAGCCAUGGCCAUUAAGAAUGCCCGUUCGGACGUUGACCCUUGACGUUACAAAGAUGGCUGCCGCACAGUGGGUUGUUGCGUCGCUUUCAGCCGAGAACAUGAUUUUACAGACGACUCUGGUCCUGUUGGCGGUUUUUGUUGUGACGCGAUGGUACCUCAGCACUCCCAAGAACCUCCCACCCGGCCCCAGAGGGUGGCCUGUCGUCGGUAAUAUGUUCUCUCUUACGAGUGAAACUCGCUGUCUGACGGUGACCGAAUGGGCUAAGACGUACGGACCGGUCUACCAGAUGAGAGUAGGGAGGCAGAGAGUUGUGGUUCUCAACGGAUAUGACGUCAUUUACGAAGCCCUGGUCAAGAGAGCAGAAGAUUUCUCCACUCGACAGUUUGGUCCCACGACUAGGAUCAUAAAUCCACAGCAACUAGGUAUUAUCCAGGCCCCUUUCGGUACCCCAUGGAAGGAACACCGGAAGUUUACGCUCAUGUCUCUCCGUGAGUUCGGCUUCGGGAAGAGAAGCUUGGAGGGGAAGAUCCUGGAGGAGUCGGUCGCUCUACAGACAGAGAUCAUGAAGAUCGGUAACGGACCGUUCGACAUCGGCCGGAUGAUCCAGAAUGCUGUCACCAAUGUUAUCUGUUCCAUAGUGUUUGGGUCCAGAUGGGAAUACAACGACGAGAAGUUCACGCGUCUAAUGGACACCCUGGACCGGGGAUUUUCCUUUAACUUUGCCAGUCAACUCGCCAUCUUUUUCCCCGUCCUCCGAUUCGUCCCAGGCUUGGGAAAGGGUUUAGACGUGGCGCGAAACGUCGUCGACACCAUUAAAAGUUACAUUAAAGAGGAAAUUGACGACCACAAGAAAACCUUUGUUCCAAAUGAUAUCCGGGACCUUAUUGACUCGUACAUUAAGGAAAUGAAAUCUCGCGAGAACGAAGAGGAGACCACGUUUACUGACGACUACGCAGAGAUGGUGCUGUUCGACUUGUUCAUCGCCGGUGCCGAGACCACCUCUACUACACUGUACUGGGCCUUUCUGCACAUGAUACUCAAUCCGGACAUACAAGCAAAGGUCCAAGCCGAGAUCCAUUCCGUCCUCGGACACGACAAGCCGCCGUCCACCGCCCACCGCGCCCAGAUGCCGUACACUGAGGCCGUCCUGACGGAGGUGGCCCGCAUCGGCACCAUCCUGCCAAACAGCGUCAUCCACGCCACAUCACGUGACACCAGUUUCCGUGGAUACCACAUUCCCGGAAACACGACAGUGUUGCCUAACAUCUGGUCCGUCCACCACGACCCGAAACAUUUUCCCAACCCCGGAAAGUUCGAUCCUGGCCGCUUCUUGGACGCUCAGGGACAGUACCAGAGGGACGACCACGUCAUCCCCUUCUCUCUCGGUCCGCGGAUGUGCCUGGGGAAACAGUUGGCGGAGAUGGAGCUCUUCGUCUUCUUCACGUCCCUGCUGCAGCACUUCACCUUCAAGCUGCCAGAGGGAGCACCCACACCGUCAACCAGAGGGAUCCAUGGCAUCACCCACUCCCCCAAGAAAUAUGAACUCAUUGCUGAACCACUGACUUAAACGACAGGGAUACAUCAUUGCUUGGUUGAAGACUAUUCCAAUAGAUGGAAGAUGAAUAUAAGUUUUGAUGGAAUGUCGUAAAUAUCACGAAAGGCAUAAUACGUUAUGUACAUAUUAGUCAUCUUCCAUUAUUUUCCCUCAGUGGAUUAGGGACUAAGUUUAACUGUGUGCUGACAUGUGAUAAUACCUGCAUUGUGAAUGUAAAGCAUUGUGACACUACAAAAGAACCUGCCAUCGUGUUUGACAUUCCAUAUGUGCAAACUGAGGCAUAUAGUCUUAUCUCAUACUAUAGUCUCGUGUAGAGUCUGAUAGCUCACUAAAUUAUGAAAGCCUGAUUAAAUCGCGCUUAUAGAGGUCCGUCCUUUCCACCUGGGUCGGUUCAGUUACAGCCCCAGAGAGCGAGUUUUCUGCUAUGAUAGCUGUAGAAAAUAGCACUUUUAACGGUUUUUCAUAGUACAUGUAUAUAAGAUCUAAUAUGUCAAGUCAAUGACGUUAUAUCUCAUGUAACGUCCUUGGUCAAGUCAAAGUACCAUAUACAUCAGGUACAAUGUAUCACAAAUAUGGUAACAAGGAUUAUUAACGACUACAAUUUUGGUGCAAUAAUCUAACUCCAUUACCCAAUACAUGAUACUAGUAUAAAGGCAU